GGAGGGGUGAAAUGAUACUUUGUUAACAAAAGUUCCGAAACAGCAAAAUCAGCUUCCUUUUCCACUCAAAAUUAAAAGUCAGUUAACUCACUGAAUUCCAAUCUCUGUCCGAACCCAAAUCUCCUCCAGAAAUGGCGGCUGCGACACAGUUUAACGUGAAGCCAAUCACCAGAGCCUCUUUCAAUCCCAAACCCUCUUCCAAACAAUGCCUUAAACCCACCAGAAUCAACUGCGCCGCCGCAGCCGUCAGACCCUCAAAACGCUACUCAAUUACACUUCUCCCCGGCGACGGAAUUGGCCCAGAAGUCAUAUCCGUCGCAAAAAACGCUCUCAAGCUCGCCGGAAAUCUCGAAGGUAUUGAAUUUAGCUUCCAAGAAAUGGCAAUGGGUGGGUCGGCUUUGGAUUUAGUUGGAGUUCCAUUGCCUGAUGAAACUCUUUCUGCUGCUAAGCAGUCUGAUGCUGUUCUUCUUGGAGCUAUUGGAGGGUACAAAUGGGAUAAGAAUGAGAAACAUUUGAAGCCGGAAACUGGGUUGCUUCAGCUUAGAGAAGGCCUUCAAGUUUUUGCUAAUUUGAGGCCUGCUACUGUGUUACCCCAGUUAGUGGAUGCCUCAACUUUGAAGAAAGAGGUUGCUGAAGGUGUUGAUGUAAUGGUUGUAAGGGAGCUUACAGGAGGUAUCUAUUUUGGGAAGCCAAGGGGUUUUGGCACCAAUGAAUCUGGUGAGGAGAUUGGUUUCAACACUGAGGUGUAUGCUAAAUAUGAGAUUGAACGAAUUGCUCGUGUUGCAUUUGAGACUGCCAGGAAGCGUACUGGAAAACUUUGCUCUGUUGAUAAAGCAAAUGUCUUGGAGGCAUCAAUGUUUUGGCGGAAGAUAGUGAUUGCCAUUGCUGAAGAAUAUCCAGAUGUUGAGCUCUCACACAUGUAUGUGGACAAUGCUGCUAUGCAGCUGGUUCGCAAUCCAAAACAGUUCGACACAAUUGUGACAAACAACAUUUUUGGUGAUAUACUAUCGGAUGAGGCUUCAAUGAUUACUGGAAGUAUAGGAAUGCUUCCAUCUGCCAGUCUUGGUGCAUCGGGACCUGGACUUUUUGAACCUAUUCACGGUUCUGCCCCUGACAUUGCUGGACAGGAUAAGGCAAACCCAUUGGCAACAAUACUUAGUGCUGCAAUGCUUUUAAAGUAUGGCCUUGGAGAGGAAAAUGCAGCAAAGAGAAUCGAAAAUGCAGUUUUGGAUACCCUGAAUAAGGGGUUCCGGACGGGCGACAUUUAUUCUGCUGGAACUAAACUGGUGGGAUGCAAAGAAAUGGGCGAGGAAGUGCUAAAAUCCGUAGAUUCUCAAGUUCCUGCGGCUAUUUGAGCCGAAGCUGUAUACGAAUGCAGAAUUUAGGAGCUCAAUUUCAGAUUUUUAUUAGAUGAGAAUCUUCACAUGAUGAUGCUUAGUUAAAUUUUCUCCAUGUAAUUUAUGAGGCUUUCGAUUAACUUUUAAUUCUUGCUGCUUUUUGGGUAGAUUUUGUAUUUUUUGGGAUUUAUGAUUUUAGCAAGAAAUAAUUAGCUGCAAGUUCAAGAAAGAAACACUUGUUUUUGUUAA
Molecule: messenger RNA, 1586 nt
Organism: Mercurialis annua (annual mercury)
Lineage: Eukaryota; Viridiplantae; Streptophyta; Magnoliopsida; Malpighiales; Euphorbiaceae
Product: 3-isopropylmalate dehydrogenase 2, chloroplastic-like
Exons: 11
Coding region: 132-1355 (407 amino acids)
Biological process (GO): L-leucine biosynthetic process
Molecular function (GO): NAD binding; magnesium ion binding; 3-isopropylmalate dehydrogenase activity
Source: RefSeq, a predicted model, not a curated record